AUGCGUCACCUACCUGACGGAAGAAUUGAUAAACAUUUUACUUCCACCAACAACUCUCUAACAGGACUCCUGUAUCACUUAAAGCGAUUGAUAAGUGAUUUGUUCAUUGUUGAUAAAUCUAUUAAACCCGAAGAUGAAAAUGAAGGUGAAAAUAUUUCAAGUGUAUACUUGAAUAAACAUAUACUAAAAAGAAAGGUUGAAGAAAUAUUGCUGUAUGAUGCCAAUUUUCAGAAAGAGCUGUUAUCUGUAUAUUAA
Molecule: messenger RNA, 255 nt
Organism: Funneliformis geosporum
Lineage: Eukaryota; Fungi; Glomeromycota; Glomeromycetes; Glomerales; Glomeraceae
Source: the annotation of a GenBank genome assembly